GGCCAGACAUGGCCUUAAAUGGCCUGUAAUCCCAGCACUUUGGGAGACUGAGAUGAGAAGCUUACUUGAGGCCAGGAGUUUGAGACCAGACUGGCAACAUAGUGAGACCCUGUCUCUACAAAAAGCUGGCCAAGGAGCAGGGCCUUGGCCCAUGGUCUCAUAGAGCCUGGCCUGUUCUGGAAGAGCACCCAGUUUUUCCUUCUAGGCUACCCAAGCCCCAUUGAUGAUGGGUGAGAGGGAGGAGGACGACGACACUGAGGAAGCCUGGCUGCAGCUGCGGCCCAUGGAACCCCUGCCCUCCCAGUGCUGUGGCAGUGGCUGCUCACCCUGUGUGUUUGACCUCUAUCACCGAGACCUGGCAAGGUGGGAGGCAGCCCGAGCCAGCAAGGACAGGAGCCUGCUGCGUGGGCCAGAGUCACAGAGCUGCCCCUCCAAGCUGAACCCAGAGACCUUCGUGGCCUUCUGCAUCAGUGCCGUGGACAGACUCACUAAGGACACAUACCGUGUCCGGUUUGCUCUACCCGGGAACAGUCAGCUUGGCCUGCAGCCUGGCCAGCACCUCAUCCUACGAGGGAUAGUAGAUGACUUAGAAAUUCAGAGAGCCUAUACGCCCAUCAGCCCUGCCAAUGCAGAAGGAUACUUUGAAGUGUUAAUUAAGUGCUACCAGAUGGGGCUGAUGUCCCGGUAUGUUGAGUCCUGGAGAGCAGGAGACACAGCUUUCUGGCGAGGACCUUUCGGAGAUUUCUUCUAUAAACCAAACCAGUAUGGUGAGCUCCUCAUGCUGGCUGCGGGCACGGGCCUGGCCCCCAUGGUGCCCAUCCUGCAGAGCAUCACAGACAAUGAGGAUGACGAGACUUUUGUCACUCUAGUCGGUUGCUUCAAGACCUUUGAGAGCAUCUACCUGAAAACCUUCCUCCAAGAGCAGGCCUGUUUCUGGAACGUCCGUACCUUCUUUGUACUCAGCCAGGAGAGCUCCUCAGAGCAGCUUCCCUGGAGUUACCAAGAGAAGACCCGCUUUGGCCGCCUGGGCCAGGACCUAAUUAAAGAGCUGGUCAGCUGCUGUCGGAGAAAGCCAUUCGCACUUGUCUGUGGCUCGGCUGAGUUCAACAAGGACAUAGCCAGGUGCUUACUGUGCGCAGGCCUCACUGAGGACUCCUAUUUCCUCUUCUAG
Messenger RNA from Mandrillus leucophaeus (drill), 1171 nucleotides. RefSeq names its product NADH-cytochrome b5 reductase-like (gene CYB5R5). The transcript has 7 exons. Bases 224 to 1171 code for a protein of 315 amino acids. Gene Ontology annotation, molecular function: oxidoreductase activity. The record is from RefSeq and is a predicted model, not a curated record. NCBI's taxonomy places the organism in Eukaryota, Metazoa, Chordata, Mammalia, Primates, Cercopithecidae.